Molecule: messenger RNA, 5372 nt
Organism: Rhagoletis zephyria (snowberry fruit fly)
Lineage: Eukaryota; Metazoa; Arthropoda; Insecta; Diptera; Tephritidae
Product: par-1
Biological process (GO): intracellular signal transduction; protein phosphorylation; microtubule cytoskeleton organization
Cellular component (GO): cytoplasm
Molecular function (GO): ATP binding; tau-protein kinase activity
Source: RefSeq, a predicted model, not a curated record
GUUGUUUUAGAUUGCAAUUAGAAAACGAAAAUACAGUUCCUGCAACUCGUUUUGCGUGCAUACAAGUUACGCAAUAUACAUAUGCGCUAGUGUGUUACCCAAACAUAGUUGCAACGACACCUCAAGAGUAACUGUUUCGCUUAAUUGCUGAGCAUUGGGUAAUGCAAGAAAUGGAUACCCCCGAUUUAAAUCGUAGUGAUAGUACACGAAAAAGCUUCCGCCUGCCAACGCAUCGUAAAGGUAUGGCACCCACACCGCCGAUCAUUACAAAAGUCGAUUUAGACAUCGAUGACCAUAGUGAUGAAGCUGCUGGCAAAAUUGACGGAGAGCAGACAGCGGCUAGUGUCGGUGUUGUGGACGACACUUAUUCAGCACAAGGCUCGAACACUGCACGUUCCAUGGAAGACACAACAAUGACCACCAAAACUAGCACUGGCAAUACAGAAAUCAUAGCACGUUCCAAUCGUAUGACUUUACCAAGAGAUACUGAUAUUAUUAUAGAUGAAGAUGUUGUGCGCUUGCGUAAUAAGAUAACCACUACACGAAAUGCAGCUUCCUCUAUAGCACCGUAUACGUCGGUAUCAGCAGCCGUAACCCCAACAUCGAAGCUAAGCAAGGAACCCACCUUGGUGCUCACUGUCGAAGAUGAUGUGAAUGUGUCGUUUGCAUUGGGUUCGAUUGAGAAGCACAUCUUCGAAAUGGAAGAAAGUUUUAAAAAAAUGGAGCAUAUACGACAACCAAGUAUCGAAGAAUUGAAAAUGGAUCGAAAGAAGCAAAGUAAACGUUAUGGCGAAACAGAGAAUUUACUACAACCUGGCAACAGUGAAAUGGCGUCAGGCACCGGCUUCAGCUACCUUCCGCCGCCCUCUGACCUAGAAAACUCAAGUGACUCCAUUACCGACUUCCAACGUGGCACCGGCGCACGCAGCUCUGUUGGUGCAUACUCCAAAGGCGUUACAGCGCCAUAUAAAACCAAAAUUACACGCACAUCUUCCGACACCAAAAAUAGCGAAACAAUGGCAAUGCGUGACAUCAUAAAACAAAAAAAGAUUGUGGCUAAUAAAGAGUUGCCGCCGACACCACCCCAACCGAGUGUUAGAGAGAGUUUACGGUACAGUGGUAAUGAAUCGACGAAACGUAUUUUUGUGCCCUCGAACACAUCGCACCGAGUCAGUGUAAGCAACACCAACACCAACCCUACCGCCAAUACAGGCAAAUUGAUCUCGCAGACAGAUUCUGCUCUAAUCGAUAAACACCGUCAGGAGAAUUUAAAGAAGUUUGAGUCCAUGAUUAGUCAGCGGGCAGCGGCUAGUAAAAGUGGAACGGCCAGCAAGCAUGUGCCGUCGACGCGUAUUACAACCGUGCCGAGCGAGCGUGAGAGAGCGGUGGCAAGAACGAAUCAAAUUAUAACUACUACUACGCCCAAGGUAGCAGCCGCGCAGAUACCAGCAUCCGAAAGGGCGACGACUACAUCCAAUUCUGUGCAUACUACUGUUUACAAUAAUCGACACGUUGGCAAUGUUGUACAAAAUAAUCAGGGCUCACCCAAUAUGCAACUGCGUAGCAGUGCACCAAUGCGUUGGCGUGCCACAGAGGAACACAUUGGAAAAUAUAAGCUUAUAAAAACAAUUGGUAAAGGAAAUUUCGCUAAAGUAAAAUUAGCUAAGCAUUUGCCUACUGGUAAGGAAGUGGCUAUUAAGAUAAUUGAUAAAACCCAAUUGAAUCCGGGUUCUCUGCAGAAACUGUUCAGAGAAGUUAGAAUUAUGAAGAUGCUCGAUCAUCCAAACAUUGUGAAACUUUUCCAAGUUAUCGAGACCGAAAAGACAUUAUAUCUGGUUAUGGAGUAUGCGUCAGGCGGGGAAGUAUUUGAUUAUCUUGUCUUGCACGGCCGAAUGAAGGAGAAGGAAGCACGUGUUAAAUUCAGGCAAAUCGUAUCAGCUGUGCAGUAUUGCCAUCAAAAGAGAAUUAUACACAGGGAUUUGAAAGCUGAAAAUCUGUUGCUAGACAGCGAAUUAAAUAUAAAAAUAGCUGAUUUUGGAUUUUCAAAUGAAUUUACGCCCGGUUCUAAAUUGGAUACAUUUUGUGGCAGUCCACCAUAUGCUGCGCCUGAGUUAUUUCAGGGAAAGAAAUAUGAUGGUCCUGAGGUGGAUGUUUGGUCUUUGGGCGUAAUUCUGUACACACUAGUAAGUGGUUCAUUGCCAUUUGAUGGUUCCACAUUAAGAGAGCUUCGAGAACGUGUACUCAGAGGCAAAUAUAGGAUUCCCUUCUAUAUGUCAACUGACUGUGAAAAUUUACUUCGUAAAUUCCUUGUAUUGAAUCCAGCCAAACGCGCCAGUCUGGAAACUAUAAUGGGUGAUAAGUGGAUGAAUAUGGGGUUUGAAGAUGACGAAUUAAAGCCCUAUAUAGAACCAAAACAAGAUCUAGCUGACCCCAAACGGAUAGGUAAGACGGAGGCUCUAGUGGCAAUGGGUUACAACAGGCAAGAGAUUGAAGUUUCAUUAUCCCAGGUACGAUACGAUGAUGUCUUCGCUACUUAUCUGUUAUUAGGCAGAAAAAGCACAGAUCCCGAAAGUGAUGGUUCACGGUCUGGUUCAUCACUGUCGUUGCGCAAUAUGGGUGGAAAUGAUGCGGGCGCCACCACGAACACGUCCGCACAGAGCCCCACACAUCGUGGCGUACACCGGAGCAUUUCUGCUUCAAAUACGAAACCAAGUCGACGUGCUUCAUCUGGCGCUGAAACACUACAAAUCUUUCAACGUUUUAUCGCAGGUGUUGGCCCAACAAAUGCGGCAGCUGUUCCAACCACAGCCGCUCCUGGUGCUAUAAAUGCGGCGCCGUCCAACAAUAAUUACGGUGGAACUGGCUCGGGCUCAUCCGCUGAGCGCUCUUCAAUUAGUAGCAACUUCAAGCGACAGAACACUAUUGAUUCGGCUACAAUAAAGGAAAAUACUGCGAGGCUGGCAGUACAAAAUCACAGACCUACAUCAGCUACUCAAAAGCUUUUAACAACUGCAGAUACAACACUUAACAGCCCUGCGAAGCCGCGAACUUCUACAAAAUACGAUACGUCAAAUACUAAUCGCACUACCGUUGGCACAAGCGGUAUGAUACCACGCCGCUCAACCACUUUAUAUGAAAAGACUUCAUCAACUGAAAAAACGAAUGCAUUGCCAGCGGAAACAAAUGGAUCUGCCAACUCUACGGGAAAAGGCCAUGUUAAAAGCGCCUCUGUCUCCAGCCCUGGCUCGACCGCUGAGGGAGGAGUCGCUGUUUCCAAUGAAACACUCGGAACGAGAAUGACGUCGGCUGUUAAGUCUAGCAGGCAUUUCCCCAGGAAUGUGCCAUUACGAUCAACCUUUCAUUCUGGCCAAACAAGGACUAGAAACAAUGCUGCAUUGGAGUACUCUGGUACGAGUGGUGCAUCUGGAGACUCUCCGCAUCCAGGCAGAAUGAGUUUUUUCUCGAAACUGUCAUCCCGAUUCAGUAAACGCGCUUCAGCGACCGAGGAAUCGGCCAAGCCGCGCGUAUUGCGUUUUACAUGGUCCAUGAAAACCACUUCACCUCUGAUGCCGGACCAAAUAAUGCAGAAAAUACGAGAAGUGCUCGAUCAAAACAACUGCGACUAUGAACAACGCGAGAGGUUCGUGCUCUGGUGUGUACAUGGUGAUCCGAAUACCGAUUCAUUGGUGCAAUGGGAAAUUGAAGUAUGUAAAUUGCCUCGAUUAUCACUCAAUGGUGUACGAUUCAAGCGAAUUUCAGGCACCAGCAUAGGAUUUAAAAAUAUUGCAUCACGCAUAGCAUUUGACUUACGACUGUGACUCCACCAAACAAAUACCGACGCUGUUGUCUUUGCUUCUGAUACUACCACUGUCGCCACAACACGCUGUCAUCAAUCACACACCACAACAACAUCAACAUUCGCUCACCCAACAAAUAUCAAAACAUUUAACUUGUCCAUCGCCUCCAAUAUCAUAAAUGAAUCUAUUACAAAAAAUAAGAAACAAACCGAGUGCAACCAAAAUUGUACAAAUAAUAUUUUUCGCCACAAAAAAAUCAAUAAUUUCGCUGGCCACAAGAAGCCUGUGUUGUUACCACCAUCUCCACCAACUACUUCGAAUUCACAGUGCUGCUGUCCGGCUUUAGACCCAUUAGAUAUAAACUUAAAGAAUACAAAGUCGAAAUUGUCUCCUUCGAAGACAACAAUCAUAACGGACAAUGACAAAAAUUCAAUUAUCACAGAAAUUGUUACUGAUUCAGUAAUGGGCAAAUGCUCUACAGAAAUGUUGAAAAAUCCGAUCUCGCUUAAUUUGGUUACUAAUGCCAAUGUACAAGAAUUAUUGCAUUCACCAGCAGCGUCUACUACAAAAACAUUAAAAUCUAUUGCAAAAAGCAACAAUUCGACGAAAAAAACAUUGGUAGUUGAAAAAUUGAAAAGCACUAAUAGCGUAAUAGCACGAAAACUGUUUGCAACAAAAAAACUUGCGAAUAAUAGUAAUGAAAAAACUAAGGAAACACUAACGAAGAAGGAUUCGUCAGACUGGGAUGUCGAGACUACGCCAACUGCUACUGACACGACAUUGAAAGCAGAUAUAGCUAAAGAGGGCAGCAUGAUAAGCUCACUACUGCGUACAACAACGCUUUAAAUUGUUUAUUGAAAAUCAUACAUAUGCUUCAAAAAUGCGUCUUUAAUACUUCUUGCAAUCUCUAAAAGAGGAACAUCAUGUAUUUACAUAUAUGUAUGGAAAUAGCCCCAAUAAUAAUCUACCCCUGUUUUUAUAUACGCCGUUUUCAUGUUCAAUAAUUGUUAUUAUGCAUACCCACAUUACACAUUACACAUACAGACAUACAAUACAUGCAUGUAGAUUUCUCGAUUUUAUGUUGAAAAAAAAAAACCAAAACUAACAAAAAAUAUUGUGCAGUACUGCUUUUGUGUAUUCCAAAGGAUAUACGCUAACUCAGACAACUUUCUUGGGAGAUGAUUUUAAGGGAAUCUUCGUGCGUAGAAUUCGAAUAUGAGAACUUAUAGAAAAUCGAACACAAAAUUUUUUCCGUUAAACUGUGUACUAAACUUAAAAUUUCAUUAAUUCAAGUUAAUUGAUGUUCUUCGAAAGUUUGUCAUUUCGUUUUCUGCAAGAAAUAUCCCAUCGAAACCACCCUUUCACGCCAAAGUUGAAAAAAGUUAGAGGUACAUAUUGGUUUUGUUGUUUCUACCUGUAUAUGAAUGUAUGUAUGUUUUCGCAAACUUUAUUCAGCUUCAGCAAAAAGGUUCGUUUUAAGUUUGUAAUAAAAAAUGGCAAUCAUUUCUUUACGCAUGUAAAUCUAAUAGCUUUUUAAUAUGCAUACGAAUAAAAAAUAACAUUUUUAAAAGUUAA